AUGGGCGGACGCAGCGCUGCGCGGAGACAGGACACGGCCCGGCGGCUGGAGCGGUUCACGGAGCUGAGAGCAUCUUCUUUAGGAAAUGGUGGAUCAACUCUUCAUGCUCUUCGGUUCUUGGAGGAGCAGUUUGGUGAUCAGUGGACUUCCUUCACUGUGCUACUAAUCCAUUCUGAUGAGUGGAAAAAGAAAGUCAGUGAAUCCUAUGCCACGGUCACGGAGMGGCUGGAGGACGACCUGCAAAUCAAGGAGAAGGAGAUGGCAGAGUUGAAGAAUGUCUUCAGCUCCGAGGAAGCCUUCUGCAAAGUCAAUCUGAAUUUCCGCACGGAGAACGGGCUGUCCCUGCUGCACCUGUGCUGUGUCUGUGGCGGCAACAAAUCCCACAUCAGAACUCUGAUGCUGAAAGGGCUGCGCCCGUCCAGGCUGACRAGAAAUGGAUUUACAGCCCUUCAUAUGGCAGCUUAUAAGAACAAUGAGGAGCUGCUGACAGCUCUGCUGCACGGCGGGGCUGACAUCCAGCAGGUCGGGUACGGAGCCCUGACCGCCCUGCACGUCGCCUCCAUCGCCGGCCACCACCAGGCUGUGGACAUUCUCCUGCAGCACGGGGCCUUUGUGAACGUGCAGGAUGCAGUGUUCUUCACCCCUCUGCACAUUGCUGCCUAUUAUGGCCACGAGCAGGUGACCCAUCUGUUACUGAAGUUUGGAGCCGAUGUGAACGCGAGUGGUGAAGUUGGGGACAGACCUCUCCAUUUGGCUGCUGCCAAAGGCUUCCUCAACAUCACAAAGCUUYUGAUGGAAGAGGGAAGCAAAGCUGAUGUAACGCUGAAGAACAUAGAACUUGUGAAGUUUCUKCUUGACCAGAAUGUUGUAAGCAUCAAUCACCAGGGAAGAGAUGGGCACACAGGUCUGCACUGCGCUUGCUACCACGGCCACAUUCGCCUGGUGCAGUUCCUGCUGGAUAACGGAGCUGAUAUGAAUCUGGUAGCGUGUGAUCCCAGCAGGUCCAGUGGAGAAAAGGAUGAACAAACCUGUUUGAUGUGGGCCUAUGAGAAAGGUCACGAUGCCAUUGUGACCCUCCUGAAGCAUUACAAGAGACCCCAGGAUGAAUCCCCCUGCAAUGAAUACUCCCAGCCUGGAGGAGACGGUUCCUACGUGUCAGUGCCAUCCCCUCUGGGGAAGAUUAAAAGCAUGACAAAAGAAAAGGCUGAUGUGCUGCUCCUCCGCGCGGCUUUGCCGUCGCAUUUCCACCUGCAGCUCUCGGAGAUCGAGUUCCACGAGAUCAUCGGCUCAGGGUCYUUUGGGAAAGUCUAUAAGGGCCGAUGUAGAAAUAAAAUUGUGGCAAUCAAACGUUAUCGAGCCAACACCUACUGUUCCAAAUCGGACGUGGACAUGUUCUGCAGGGAGGUUUCCAUCCUGUGCCGCCUGAACCACCCCUGUGUGAUCCAGUUUGUGGGAGCCUGCCUGGAUGACCCCAGCCAGUUUGCCAUUGUCACCCAGUACAUCUCGGGGGGCUCGCUCUUCUCCCUGCUCCACGAGCAGAAGAGAAUUCUUGAUCUGCAGUCUAAAUUAAUUAUUGCUGUAGAUGUGGCCAAAGGCAUGGAGUACCUCCACAAUCUGACCCAGCCCAUCAUACAUCGGGAUUUGAACAGUCACAAUAUUCUCCUGUAUGAGGAUGGUCAUGCAGUGGUUGCUGAUUUUGGAGAAUCUCGAUUUCUGCAAUCCCUGGAUGAAGACAACAUGACAAAACAACCUGGGAACCUGCGCUGGAUGGCCCCCGAGGUGUUCACCCAGUGCACCAGGUACACCAUCAAAGCCGAUGUCUUCAGCUACGCCCUGUGCCUCUGGGAGCUCCUAACGGGGGAAAUUCCAUUUGCUCACCUCAAACCAGCAGCAGCAGCAGCAGACAUGGCCUAUCACCACAUCCGCCCCCCCAUCGGCUACUCCAUCCCCAAACCCAUCUCCACGCUGCUCAUCAGGGGCUGGAACGCCUGUCCUGAGGGGAGACCAGAGUUUUCAGAGGUGGUUACAAAGUUGGAGGAGUGUCUGUGCAAUAUUGAGUUAAUGUCUCCAGCCUCCAGCAACAGCAGCGGGUCCCUGUCCCCCUCCUCCUCMUCAGACUGUCUGGUGGCACGGGGGGCUCCGGGGCGCAGCCACGUCGCUGCCCUGCGCAGCCGCUUCGAGCUGGAGUACGCCCUGAACGCCAGAGCAUUGACUGCCUGCUGCCAGGGCAGCGGGCAGUCCCCUGCCCAGGGCCUGGCUCUGGAGGACAUGAGGAGGAGCUUCCAGUACCCAUCUGUGGAUAAAAACGGGUACGUGGCAGACCCCCUGAGCACCAUCAGGUUCCACUCCUGGGGCAGCAGCGGCAGCUUUGAGGACAGCAGCUGAGAGAGGAACUGUCCCUGUGUCACCAGAGAGCCCUGAGUGUCACUGCCAUCCCUGAGUGUCACUGCCAUCCCUGAGUGACACUGCCAUCCUGAGUGUCACUGCCAUCCCUGAGUGACACUGCCAUCCCUGAGUGACACUGCCAUCCUGACACUGCCAUCCCUGAGUGUCACUGCCAUCCCUGAGUGUCACUGCCAUCCCUGAGUGUCACUGCCAUCCCGAGUGUCACUGCCAUCCCUGAGUGACAGACACAGCCA
This is a messenger RNA of Malurus melanocephalus (red-backed fairy wren), 2639 nucleotides long. RefSeq names its product TNNI3 interacting kinase (gene TNNI3K). Gene Ontology annotation, molecular function: ATP binding; protein binding; protein kinase activity. Gene Ontology annotation, biological process: protein phosphorylation. The transcript has 25 exons. Lineage: Eukaryota; Metazoa; Chordata; Aves; Passeriformes; Maluridae. The record is from RefSeq and is a predicted model, not a curated record. The coding region runs from base 1 to 2385 and encodes 794 amino acids.